GGGAUAUAAAAGGCCAUAGUAGAUCUGUUACAUCCAUUAGCGGCUCGUGCGAGGUUUUCGACGCCCGCUGUACAAUGAAGGUGCGGGAUGACUUCCCCGCUCUAUAGCCAGAACCAGUUCCAUUAAAUUUUAUAUAACGUUACAAUGGUACACGUCGCUGUCACAGGAGGAACUGGACACGUUGGUCGGGCAAUUGUCCAGGGGCUGGUUGAUUCGCAAGAGCAUCAAGUUUUCGUCUUUACGCGAAAGGCGACAUCAGUAUUCGAUCACCUUCAAGCCGUGAAAAUCAUCGUCAUCUCCUAUGAUGACCAAGAUGAGAUUCAGAAUGUCUUGGACAAGCACAAAAUCGAAGUUGUUCUGUCGACAAUAUCACCAGCCAGCUCCGAAGCUUUUGAUGCCCAAGUAAGACUGAUCAGAGCAUGCGACAAGUCGGAGUCCGUCAAGAGAUUCGCCCCAAGCGAAUAUUUGAUCGACUAUGAAAGAGAUGAAGAAUACCAACGCUUCAUGCCAAUGCUGGCUUUUCAGCGAAACAUUGUAAAGGAGUUGCGCAGGCACCCAAAUCUUGAAUGGACGCUUUUUCACAAUGGCUACUUUAUGGAUUAUUUUGGACAGCCAUGGGCCCCUACGACGAUGCCAUCCGAAGUGCCAUUUGUCGAUAUUGAAGCUUGCCAAGCAACCAUCCCUGGCAGCGGUGACGACCAAGUGGUAUGGACACACACAACCGACGUAGCCAAAUUCGUCAGCCGCGCAAUCUCCAUGAAGAUAGGCACAUGGAAAGAGCAUUCUUGGAUCAUUGGCGAUAAAGCCUCUCUCCACGAGAUCCUGCGAGCAGCAGAAAAAGCUCGAGGGGUCAAGUUCCGCGUUGCGUACGAUUCGGUUGAGAAGCUGAAAGGUGGCGAGGUGACGCCGAUUCCAGGAAACAAGGCUCAUGCUGCGCUUUAUAGCACGCCGGAAUUUGAUGCUUAUCCGCUUGUGCUCGCCAUGUUUGCCGGUAUAGGGAUGGCAAUUGUUUCUGGCCAUCUGGACGUUCCUGAGGGAGAAUCUUUGAAUGCGGAAUUUCCGGAUAUCAAAACAACCAAGGUUGUGGAGUUUAUUAAGAAAUACUGGAGUGGUAGACAUCCAUGAGAGAAAUCACUUGCAAUGAAUUGUUACAAAGCAAGAGAUCUUUUACUCUAACUUAUAACAAUUGUAUAUACAUACUUAUAUAAACAGCUUUAUAGCGCUCUAAGUGAGAAA
Molecule: messenger RNA, 1236 nt
Organism: Trichoderma asperellum CBS 433.97
Lineage: Eukaryota; Fungi; Ascomycota; Sordariomycetes; Hypocreales; Hypocreaceae
Source: RefSeq, a predicted model, not a curated record